UGGAACUUUUUACCGCCUCUGGGUGACAGAUUGGAGAUUCGGGUCUGGCUCAUAAAGAUAUCUAUACAUAUGUGUGCUCUAAUAAAACAUGUUCUCCUCUCCUCGAAGCAGCCGCUUUUUAUGACAGCUCCUUUAUGUCAGAGACACUUGCCUUGCUUCUUUGGGUUAUAAACUUUUGAUGCCAAACCUCUGCAGAGCGUGCCCAGCUGAAUCGGAAAGUAGCAUCUUGAAGAGAUAGGCAGAAAAGAGCACUCUGUGACCUUCAUCACUGCACCUUCUUCCUCUCCCAUCCCGCAGCCUCCUUCCUCCCCCGGGGAGCUUCCAGAAAGAUCUUUGUGGAUGCAGGAGGGGCAUCUGGUUCUGCUAGGCUGGAAAGCUGAGGCAGGAUUUGAGGAAGAAAUAUUAGGCUCCGGAGAGCUUGGACUCUUUCUUCUUCUUCCCCCUCUCUGCUUCUGGCUUGCUCCAUCCCUUCCUUUCUCCCCACACCACUUCCUGUGACCAGCUGGUGUGGGGGGACAAGGACUGUGCUGCUGCUGAGUUCUGGGAAGUUGUGUCUAUCCAGGAUGGGGGUCUGUGGGUACCUGUUCCUGCCCUGGAAGUGCCUCGUGGUCCUGUCUCUCAGGCUGCUGUUCCUUGUACCCACAGGAGUGCCGGUGCGAAGCGGAGACGCCACCUUCCCCAAAGCUAUGGACAACGUGACAGUCCGUCAAGGGGAGAGCGCCACCCUCAGGUGUACCAUCGAUGAUCGUGUCACCCGGGUCGCCUGGCUAAACCGCAGUACAAUCCUCUAUGCUGGGAAUGACAAGUGGUCCAUAGACCCUCGUGUGAUCAUCCUGGUCAACACACCAACCCAGUAUAGUAUCAUGAUCCAAAAUGUGGAUGUGUAUGAUGAAGGACCAUAUACCUGCUCUGUGCAGACAGACAAUCAUCCCAAAACAUCCAGGGUCCACCUCAUAGUGCAAGUUCCUCCACAGAUCAUGAAUAUCUCCUCAGACAUCACCGUGAAUGAGGGAAGCAGUGUGACCCUACUGUGUCUUGCUGUUGGCAGACCUGAGCCAACUGUGACAUGGAGACACCUGUCAGUCAAGGAAGGCCAGGGCUUUGUGAGUGAAGAUGAGUACCUGGAGAUCUCUGACAUCAAACGUGAGCAGUCUGGGGAGUACGAAUGCAGCGCCUUGAAUGACGUUGCUGCACCCGAUGUGCGGAAAGUAAAAAUCACUGUAAACUACCCCCCCUAUAUCUCAAAAGCCAAGAACACUGGUGUCUCAGUUGGUCAGAAGGGUAUCUUGAGCUGUGAGGCCUCUGCAGUACCGAUGGCUGAAUUCCAGUGGUUCAAGGAAGAUACCAGGUUAGCCACUGGCCUGGAUGGAGUGAGGAUUGAGAACAAAGGCCACAUAUCCACUCUGACUUUCUUCAAUGUUUCAGAAAAGGAUUAUGGGAACUACACAUGUGUAGCCAUGAACAAACUUGGGAACAUCAAUGCCAGCAUCUCAUUGUAUGGGCCUGGAGCAGUCAUUGACGGUGUAAACUCUGCCUCUAGAGCGCUGGCUUGUCUCUGGCUAGCAGGGACCCUCUUUGCCCACUUCUUCAUCAAGUUUUGAUAAGAAACCAUAGGUCCUCUGAGCAACGCCUGCUUCUCCAUACCACAGACUUCACACUGUGGAGGGCAAACCAGUUUGGGCUUUUUCAUUUGUUUCUGAUCUUGUUUUGUUUUUGUUUGUUUAUUUGACUUUUUUUUUCCAGCUUGAAUGAAUGGGGUUGGGGGAGGGUGGGCAGGGUUCUACUGUGUGUAGGAUAAUCAUUCAUUGGUGUGUUCGAAAAUGGAAUCUGCUCCUGCUACCUUAGCCCUUCCCUUUCCUCUGCUUCUCUCUCCAUCACCACCACCACCUCCAUACACACCAAACCAUAAGUUCCGUUUGGGCAAAAAACGUUCCUCAUGAUAAACACCCUGAAAACAC
This is a messenger RNA of Trichechus manatus latirostris (Florida manatee), 1958 nucleotides long. It is a transcript of the gene OPCML, whose product is annotated as opioid binding protein/cell adhesion molecule like. Bases 564 to 1601 code for a protein of 345 amino acids. The transcript is spliced from 7 exons. The record is from RefSeq and is a predicted model, not a curated record. NCBI's taxonomy places the organism in Eukaryota, Metazoa, Chordata, Mammalia, Sirenia, Trichechidae.